Molecule: messenger RNA, 2011 nt
Organism: Sitophilus oryzae (rice weevil)
Lineage: Eukaryota; Metazoa; Arthropoda; Insecta; Coleoptera; Curculionidae
Product: trypsin-1
Exons: 1
Coding region: 115-1131 (338 amino acids)
Biological process (GO): proteolysis
Molecular function (GO): serine-type endopeptidase activity
Source: RefSeq, a predicted model, not a curated record
GUUCUGGUACCGCCGAAGAGAGUUUACUUUCUUCCAAGGUCGACUCGACGAAAGAACAGCAGCUUAUACCUCUUUCGCAGUCCAUCGGUGAAAUCAACAGUACCACGACCUAAAAUGCGAUUUCAGAUCAUAAUAAUAAUUUCUUUAACGUUCAUAAGUUCUAUCGCAACAUUAAUCACCAAUAAACCGGUAAAUUACAACAAUAACACAUCGUUGAAGACUCACAGACGAGGUAAAAUCUUCUUCAACCAACUUCUCGGCAGCUUCGGAAGCAUUUUUGGUGGUGGUGGUGGAAGUAGCGUUAUAUCUUCUACUUCUGAUGUUGUUAGUGAUGAUGAUGAUGACGAUGAUGAGGAUGAAGACAAUGGAGCUAGAGAGUGCAGUUGUGAGUGCGGGAUAUCAAACCACGAGAACAGAAUAGUCGGAGGAAGACCCACAGGGGUAAAUCAUUACCCCUGGAUCGCUAGAUUAGUGUACGACGGUCAUUUCCACUGCGGAGCUUCCUUGGUUUCGGAGAGUUUCGUCCUAACAGCCGCCCACUGUGUCAGGAAGCUUAAAAGAUCCAAAAUCCGUGUUAUCCUCGGAGAUCACGACCAAUCCACCACAACAGACGUUAAAGCCAAGAUGAGAGCUGUUUCUGCCGUUAUCAGACACAGAAACUUCGAUACAGACACCUAUAACCACGAUAUAGCUCUGUUAAAACUUCGCAAACCUGUAGAAUUCAGUAAAAACAUUCGACCUGUAUGUCUUCCAGGUUCUGGCAGUGAUCCAGCGGGUAAAGUAGGUACUGUAGUGGGUUGGGGAAGAACCAGUGAAGGAGGAAUGUUACCGAACAUAGUCCAGGAAGUUGAAGUUCCGAUUUUAUCCUUGCAUCAGUGUAGAGCAAUGAAGUACAGGUCAUCAAGGAUAACAGGUUAUAUGUUGUGUGCUGGAAAGGGUGCCAUGGAUUCGUGCCAGGGGGAUAGUGGGGGACCUUUGGUGGUGCAUACAGGGGAGAAGUACGAAAUAGCGGGGAUAGUGUCGUGGGGGGUGGGAUGUGGGAGACCUGGGUAUCCAGGAGUGUACACCAGGGUGGCCAGGUAUGUGAAUUGGUUGAAAAUUAACCUCAGUGAUAAUUGUUUGUGUCGAUAGUACUGAAUUAAAGAAUUUUAAUUAAUGUAACAGUGCUUGGGAUAGAGUGACUUCAGUUUUUUCAGGACUACCCUAAAAUUACAGAGUAUAUCUGUAUUAUUCUAUGGUUUUAUAACAGUAUAUUCAUUAAACAGCUAGUCUACUUCACUAGUUUUUGGAUGCAGAGCAUCAAUACAGAUCAGAAUGUCUGCGAAUAUCUAGAUUGGUCCGCAGAAUUCUAUGUAAAUAAUCUUAAGGCGACUGGCUGUGGAAUGAAUAGGCUGUGGUAUUUUUAAUAUUUAAAACUGUAUCAAAUUUUUUAUAGUGUGUGUUAUAAAAUGUAUUUCUAGUAAUAUUUAAAUUCUCUUUAAGACAAUCUUGAACUUAAAUUCCGUUAUUGUAUGUUUUUGUGUGUAAUAAUUCUGUAAAUAUUCCUGCAUUGUGUUUUAUUUUUAUCUUUUUAUUGUAUAUUCUUUAUGAUUUCUUUGCUUUGAAAAUUUAGCUCUUUUUUCUAAGCUAGAAAAAGCUACGAAAAAUAAUAGAUAGAUAGAUAAACUUUCGUUUGUUAUGUUUUUAUUAAAAUAUCACAGAGCUUUCCAAAUAUUUCUGGUGACAGUGUGAGUCCAUUUGGACGAUUAUUUAUUAAAUGAAAAAAUUUGCAUUUUUGUCGAACCGGUGUAACUAAAUGAUGGACGGAAAUGUGAGUGAAAGUACUACACUUGACUGAAGUACCGAGGAUUUAUUGGUUUGUUUUUUAAUAAAACGAUUAUCCGGCAACAAUUUAAUAAUAAAUAUACCGAGCUUUAAAGUAGGUUACCAAUGAAAUGUGCCUGUCAAUGUUUAGGUCUAAGUUGUAGUCAAUUAAUGUUAUAUUAUAAUAAAAAAGAACAGUUUUAUAUUG